This is a messenger RNA of Saccostrea echinata, 2321 nucleotides long. RefSeq lists its product as uncharacterized. The transcript has 10 exons. Gene Ontology annotation, biological process: peptidoglycan catabolic process. Lineage: Eukaryota; Metazoa; Mollusca; Bivalvia; Ostreida; Ostreidae. Gene Ontology annotation, molecular function: lysozyme activity. The record is from RefSeq and is a predicted model, not a curated record. Bases 1 to 2280 code for a protein of 759 amino acids.
AUGUGUGUAGAUUUCCUUCUUUCGAUUUUAUGUCUAAUACUAGUUUUCAAUCAAGUAUUCUCGGUUUGUGAUAUAACCAAUGGGCCGUCAGGGAAUACAGGAUGUGUUUAUUCCCCAUCAUACUCAAAAUUCCAGGCAGCUGUUUGUUUGCCUAAAGAAAAGAUCGUGUACUCCACGGGUAAACAUUUGACAUGUAGGGGAUCUAGUACGAAAUAUUGCUGGUAUCAAUGUACAGCAACAGCUAGUCACGGAGGACUAUCGGCUUGUCAAUGUGAUCCAAAUUCCCCAAGUGUGGGGAACUCGGAUACACCUAAUAUUAACUGUUAUUUUCCAUCUGGAGACUGCUCGUGGUUUUCUGAAUGUUUGACAAAGAGGAAACCUUGCCCAGCAGUAACAGAGGCCAGUAGAACAUGUCAAAAACUAGAGAAAAGUGCCAAAGAAAUUUCGAAAAACGGCAAGGCGUGGGUUAUAGGUGUGAUAAAAUGCAUGCAAAAUAAUUUAGUUCAUUUACUUUAUCCACAGAUUAGAGCCGAUUGUGAAAAAGUGAAAUCCAUUCUAGAGUCCUCCACUAAAUACUGCUACACAGAGCCUCUGGUUGAUAAUCACUUUUGCGAGUUAUCCUGGGAUGAUAUCUUCCAAAUUGACGGUUUCGUUGGCGGCGUCUUCUCCAAAUUUAAGAGAUGCUUAAUGACAACAUAUGUUCCUAUUUGGGCAAAGCAGCUCUUGUUUUAUGUGGAAAACUAUAAUACAAAUGAAUUAGAUAAGCUGGCUGAGGAGAUUGCGGAGACCCUUUCCCAGUCAUUUCAGUGGUCGGAAUCCGGUGUAAAGUAUAAAACAAUAGGUCCAACAAUACUUCCAACAAAUGUGGACUCGGUACCAAUACGAAUCUAUCUCUACUCUGAAUCAAAAAAUGAAAAACUGGUUUUAAAAACGAUAGAUGAUCUAAAGGAGAGAAUUGCUGAAGGAGAUAUAGCCACGCUGAAAUUCAAGAAGGGAGAGAUCGUAAAAGUGACACAUGUAAUUGGCUGCAAUGAUCCCCAGUGUCUCUCAAACUCUUUUUCUAUGCAAACAGAAUGCAGUGGAAUUGCCAAGACUUUGUCCUGUGAAAUCCUUGAAGCUCAUAAAUCGGACAAACUGACACUCCUCGGCACACAUGUAAGACAAGACCCGCCGGAUGAUGGCGCUGACGCUCUGAGGAAUAUACAGGACGCUUGUGAAGGGAAAACGGCAAGAAGAUCAUCUUAUUCCUGUGAAAUCAAUGGUGAGACUCACACCUCUCCUGGCGGAACCGUUUGUUUGGACGAAUUGAUUCUUCAGUAUGUCAUUGACCUCCAAAAGACUGCUUACAAACCACAGAUAAACUCUCUCGCGGGUUCGUGCCACACUACUACUUCACUUCACUAUAGUGGAAUGGCGGUUGAUUUACAACUGAACAAACUAACAGGAACAAACUUAAGAGAUCCAGACCAAGAGGAAGCUUACAAACAGGCCUGCUCUAAAGCUGGAGGGUGGAGUCACGGAGGGACUCACGUACAUUGCCAGAUAAUAAAUUUAAAGCAGCAAAGCACGAAGACAGUGAAAGGUGAUUCAGAAUGUACAAACCUAGGAGGGGAAUGCAAGGAAACUUCCGUCAGUUGUAAUAAUGGACGAUUUGAGACAAUGCUGUGUUCUGGAAGAUCAUCUCGCCAAUGCUGUAUUCCUAAUUCCGGAAAUUAUGACUGCUUUGGUGAUGUAACAAAAUUGACACCAAGUGGAAGAAAAAAUGGAGGUAUACCUGCUUCAAUAAACGAAAUAACACCAGACCUAAAGAAACUAACAGAGAAGAAAAGCUGCUAUGUGUCGGCUGGAGAAAAUAACUGUGUUCACCCAGCAGUAAUAGCAGCCAUUGCCAGCAGAGAGUCACAUGCUGGUAGACUAUUAAUAAACACCAAUGGCUGGGGAGAUAACGACAAUGCUUACGGAACUAUGCAGUGUGACGUGAGGCAUUGUCCUGUUUGCGAUAAAACAACUGGCCAGAAUUGUACAACAUAUAACUGGGAUAGUUGUGAACACAUCAAUAUGAUGACGAAGUUCACCUUGGUGAAGUUCAUAAAAGAAGUUCAGAAGAAACAUCCCAACUGGGCCCUAGAGCAGCAGCUACAAGGUGGUGUAGCUGCUUACAACUUUGGAGUUGGAAAUGUUCAGUCGUGGGGAAAUUUAGAUAUUGGUUCCACUAAUAACGACUACAGCAAUGAUGUCAUUGCUAGGGCUCAUUACCUUAUCAACCAGCACGGAUGGUAGGCAGUCAUCAAAGGAUCAUAACACAAUGACGUCAUUGCUAA